Caenorhabditis elegans is the source of this 367-nucleotide messenger RNA. It is a transcript of the gene Y18H1A.18, whose product is annotated as Ovule protein. The record is from RefSeq and is marked reviewed. The coding region runs from base 133 to 342 and encodes 69 amino acids. NCBI's taxonomy places the organism in Eukaryota, Metazoa, Nematoda, Chromadorea, Rhabditida, Rhabditidae. The transcript has 2 exons.
UUUCAGAAUCCCAUAUGCAAUGGUAUCACUUGCUCCUGCUAAUUCUCAUGAUCCUGGUCCUAAUCCCAUGUUUCUGGCAAGCUUGGCUACGAUUUUCCCGUCGAUUCUCCGAUUCCUAUGAUCUAUCAAGAAAUGCGCAAAAGCGUGAUGAGAUUUCAAAGGAGUUUUAUGUAUAGCUUACUGACAGGAUUUCAAAAAACAGUUACGGGUACAUUCCAACUGGUCAUUGCUCAUUGCUCUCUCUUUAUGCUUCUCAUCACCAACGAAUCCACUCAAUUUUCACUCAAGCUGUCAUCUCCAGCAGUGUCUCUCAAUUUAAUUAUGCUUGAAAUUGUUUUAUAAAAUGAAACAACACAUACUCUGUAAA